This is a messenger RNA of Oryza brachyantha (malo sina), 1556 nucleotides long. RefSeq names its product E3 ubiquitin-protein ligase PRT1-like. Bases 140 to 1333 code for a protein of 397 amino acids. Gene Ontology annotation, molecular function: ubiquitin protein ligase activity; zinc ion binding. Gene Ontology annotation, biological process: proteasome-mediated ubiquitin-dependent protein catabolic process. The record is from RefSeq and is a predicted model, not a curated record. The transcript has 8 exons. NCBI's taxonomy places the organism in Eukaryota, Viridiplantae, Streptophyta, Magnoliopsida, Poales, Poaceae.
GCUUCCGCCACCACCGCUCUCCUCUCUCCCUCUCUCUCUCUCUUCUCGCCGUCUCGCGGCCUAGCGGCGCGUCCGCCUGCCUCCUCGCGACACCGCCCGUUCCGUUGGAGGGUGGCGGGCGACCCGCGAGGGGGAGAGGAUGGCCUCCGAGGACGGCAGCGGCGGGAACUCGCCGGGGCAGGCGGCGCCCGCGCCGCCGGAGUGGAACCCCGCCCCCGCCGCCGGAUCUGGCUGCGGUGAUGUGGAGGAGGACCCCCAAUUCCAGUGCUGCGUCUGCCUGGAUCUUCUGUACAAACCAGUUGUUAUCGCAUGUGGACAUAUGUCAUGUUUCUGGUGCGUCCACAAAGCUAUGCAUGUCAUCAGGGAGUCCCACUGUGCUGUCUGCAGGCAGCCUUAUAAACAUUUUCCUAGUAUCUGUCAACUCCUCCAUCACUUGCUUAUAAAGCUUGAACCUGUGGAAUACAAGAGAAGGGAGAAAGAGGUACUAGAGGAUGAGAAGCGCGUGGAUACAUACUCUCCGCAAAUCAUUGAGUUUUUGAACUUCAGAAGCAAUAAUUGUGAAAUUGAUGGGGAGAAUAGACCUGAAGAAAGUAAUAGUCAAUCCUCUGCCGAGCAUCUGAAGAAAGUUAAGCUGGAGGACGUGUCAUGUGCUCUUUGUAAGGAGUUGCUGUAUCAACCUGCUGUUCUUAAUUGUGGUCAUGUGUACUGCAUGUCCUGUUUGUCGUCCUUGGAUGAUGGUGCACUUGAAUGCAAAGUUUGUGGAGGUCUUCAUCCAGGAGAUGUUCCUAAUGUUUGCUUGGAUUUAGACCAUUUUAUUGAAGAAUAUUUUCCAGUAGAAUAUGACUUAAAACGAGAGAAGAUUCAGCUUUUGAAGGGUGAAUGCAAUAUUAAAGGAUCAUCUUCAGGUACUUCAUCCACAAAAGAAGGCGGGGGUAGAGCAUCAAAAAAGGAAAAUUUUGCGCUGAAGGAUGAUGACUUGUCUGAUGUUCAUAUUGGGGUUGGAUGUGACUCAUGCGGGGUGUAUCCAAUACGAGGGAAGAGGUACAGGUGUAAGGACUGCACCGAGUUAAUUGGAUUUGACCUCUGCGAAGAAUGCUACAAUACAAAGUCAAAACUUCCAGGCCGGUUUAAUCAGCAUCAUACCCCUGACCACAGGAUGGAACUUGAUAACUCGGCACUCUUACAUAGGAUCAUGAGGCUACAAGGGAUACACGAGGAAGGUCCAGGAGGGGUAAUCAUAGGAGAGUUUGUUGCUCCCGGCGCUGUGGUGCAUGUAAUACCAGACGAUCUUGAGGAAUUGGAGGAUAUGGGCGAGGAAGAUCAGUUGCUCUAGAAACGAAGCAGUUGUAUUAAACCUGAAUUUUGAGCGUUUAUACCUAACCUUAAUGCUGAGGAUGCUACACGAAUGAAGGGGUACUGUAUGUAUUAGAUGGAUUGAACAAAGCUUUUAAGGGUCUAACGCUCAUAGCCCCUUCAAUCUAAGGGCAACAGCAGCAUAUUUCUCCUUUUGGAAAUUUGUAUUUAUAUUCUUAUUAAUGGAAUUCCAAAUGAGGAUA